CCAACCAGUCAAAGGGCGAAGACAGUGACCACCUUAACUUGGUCUCUGUCGUCUCCCCAGCCUCAUCCACUGGGACGGAAGUGUGCUUUUCUGGACCGCCGUGCAUUCAUCUGGACCCACGAACAGUUUGGGACUUCUGGAACAAGAAAGAAAACUGCAGAUCUGAGUAAUGCGAGUGGAAAAAGACGUGUAGUGUUACCAGCGGUGGCCAGAGGGUUCGGGCUUUCAACAUAUCCUCAGUGCCAGCCACUGGCACGACGUAGCUAGAUUGGAAUUAAACCCUGGGAUUAAACUGCGCAGAGGAGUUGAGGAUCAACGAUAAAUAUUCCUUUUCAUGGCAACAUAAUCUGCACAAGGGAUUUACUGUGGGAAUAGAACUUUUAUUUUGAAACUAUGACCGAAGCAGUUGAAGCGCGGACAUCCACCACCACCACGAUGGUCAUUGACAGCAAAAAUGGAGACGCCGGGUCGCCGUCUGUGCGAGGGUCCAAGAAAACUUUUACAGAUGACCUCCACUCUACCUUCAGCUCGCCGCUGGCUUGGAUCUUAGUUCUGGCUCUCAUCAUUACGUGGUCUUGUGUGUUUGUCAUCAUGUUUGAUCUCAUGGACUACAAGACCAUUUCAGGUCGUCAGCCUCCUGUCAGGAAGGUUUUUAAGGAUUCAGGCCGUAGAGGAGGCCUCAGCAAGGUGGGCUCGGAUCCCAUGAAGCUGGUCAGCGACGCCGUGGAGGAGUCGACGAACCUUUUCAGCGUGAUGUUGAAGUUUGCUGCCAGCCUGGUUGCUCCUGACGAAGAUGAAGGAAAUCUAUACGCAGUGAGAAAAAAAGAUUUAAGGUGGUUGGAGGAGGAGGAGGAGGAGGAGGCAGUGGAGGUGAAGAUUAAGAAAGCAAAAGGAGAAUUCCUACCAUCCCGAAGUAAAGUUGUAGUUAUGCAAGCACAGCCAAAACGACCAGCGAUCGAAGUCGUGGAGGAGGAAGCAGAGGAGGGGGAGGAGGAGGGAGAAGAGGGAGACGAAGUGGAGGCCGCUGGGGAGGAGGGAGAGGAAGAAGGACUGGAGGAGGAGGAGGAGGAGGAGGAGUAUUAUGACGAGGAAGAUGAGUAUUAUGAUGAGGAAGAGGAGUACUAUGAUGAGGAAGAGGAGUAUUAUGAUGAGGAAGAAGAAGAAGAGGAGGAGGAGGCGGAGGGAGCAGAAUCUGAAGAGGAGGAGGAGGAGGAGGAGGAGGAGGGAGCAGAAUCUGUAGAGGAAGAGGAGGAGGAGGAGGAGGAGGAGGAGGAGGAGGAGGAGGGAGCAGAAUCUGUAGAGGAGGAGGAGGAGGAGGAGGAGGAGGAGGAGGGAGCAGAAUCUGUAGAGGAAGAGGAAGAGGAGGAGGAGGAGGAGGAGGGUGAGGGAGCAGAAUCUGUAGAGGAAGAGGAUGAGGAAGAGGAGGGAGCAGCAGCUGUAGAGGAGGAGGAGGAGGAGGAGGGGGAGGAGGAGGAGGAAGAAGAGGUGAAGGAAGAGGAAGAGGAGGGAGCAGCAGCUGUAGACGAAGAAGAAGAAGAAGAGGAGGCUGAAGAGGUGGAGGAAGAGGAGGAAAAGGAGGAGAAGGAAAAGGAAGAGGGAGAUGAAGCAGCAGCUGCUGAUGAGGAGGAGGAUGAGGUGAAGGCAGAGGAGGAAGAGGCGGUGGAGGCAGCUGCUGAGGCGGAGCAAGAUGAAGAUGAAGAGGAGGAAGAUGAGAAGGAACCCGAGGCGGCUGCAGCUGGGACUGAUGAAGACGAAGAUGAAGUGAAAGAGGAAGCAGCAGAGGCUGAUGAAGACGAUGAUGAGGUUUCUCCUGAACCCAUCUCCACCUCUGAGGAUGAAGAGCUGGCUGUGUCUCCUGAUUCUGACUCUGACGCUCCUGUUGAUGUCAAGGACAGUGAUGAAGACGUAACUCUGCCUGACGAAGACGACGAAAAAGACGAACUCAACGACUCUAGUGACGAUGCAUUCACUGACAUCUCAGACGCCAGUGAGUCUGCAGUUCUCUCCAGCGAUGAGGAGGAAGAGCAGGAUGAUGACGAAGAUGAUGAAGAUGAUAGAUUAGCCGAGGGUGUCCUGACAACUGACAGCGACGAUGUCAUUGGAGAAGACACCGCUGACGAGCUGGAGCUUGAACUUCCUCCUCUUCCUGCUGCUAGCGAGGAAGAUGAUGACGACGAGGUCGACGAUCAUAAACUCGAUGAGGAGGAAGAGCUUCCUCCUUUGCCUGCUGUCGAAGAUGAUGACGACGAUGAACACCUGGAAGAGGAAGCCAAGGUUGCUGAGGACACUGAUGAAGAUGAUGACGAUGAUCUUGACCAAUCAGAUGAGGACGGCUCCGUCGCCUCCUCGGAGCACUUUGCAGAUGAUGAAGACGAUGAGGAAGACGGUGACCUCAAAGACGAGGAACUUGACCUCGAUGUCCACGUUGACCUCGACGAGGAUGAUCAUGACAAACUCGAUGACGUCAUCGAAGAGGACAUCCACGAUGAUGAUGAUGAUAAAGAGGAGGAAGACGAGGAGGAAGUCGACAUCGCUCCCUUUGAGAGUACAGACAGCGGAGUCUUAGGCGAUGAAGAUGACGACGACGACAUCCUUCUUAAAACAGAUGAGGAAUCUGUUGGAGAGACUGUGUUCAGUGAUGACAUCUCCUAUGACACGACCGAUGAAGACGACAAGGACGAUGAAGAUAUUGACACCAGCUCAUUUGAAUUCACCUACGACGUAGAGGACGACAAAGAGGUCACGGGAACAUUUGUCGACUCUGAAAAAGACGUUGAAGAAAUCACAUCGGACUCCUCAGCUGGUGAGGAGGAAGAGGAGGAAGACGAAGAUGAUGGUGAUGAUGAAGAUAAGGAAGACGAUGAUGAUGACGAUGUUGAAGAGAUCUUGUUAGCAGCUGCCAUGGCAGGAGCGUUCACUGCCCAGGAGGAGGCAGUAAAGACCGAGGGAGACACGGAUGAGGAUGAUGAAGACGAGGACGACGUCAAACAGGCGGCUGAUGAAGACAAGUCUGAGGAGGCUGAAGCAGAGAAGAUCGUCACCGGCGACCCUGCUGCUUUUGAUGAGCAUGAGGACGAGGAUGAGGGAGAAGACCGAGAGCCGACAGCUGAGCUAAAGAAAACCGUGGAUGAACCUGAAGACAGAAAAGAGGAGGACGAGGAAGACGCCGAUGAGGACAAGGCCACAGUGGAUGUGAUCAAACCCGUGCCCGAGCCUGAGGAGGAGGCGCCGAAGACCGAAACUGCAGAGUGUCCCUGUAUGCACUCUGGGAAGGCCAAAGAGUCUGUCACCAAGACCGCAGAGAAAAAAGAAACUCCAAGGAGAGUUUCAGCUGUGAGGAGGAAAAAAGUUCAAGAGCCUGAAGCUGUGAAGACCGUGUCAAAAAAGAAAGCUAUGCCAAGAGUUGCAGGUCUGGGAGCACCAGUCAGGAGAAUCAGGAAGAUUCCUACAGUCCUCAGAGCCAAGAAAGCAGAGAAGACCAAGACUUCCAAAUCAGAGACGGAGACCAAGAAACAAGAAGAGGUCCCAGUAUCUGAAGAAGUGGGCCCUUGCAGACCUGCACCCGUCUACUGCCCGUCUCCACCUGGCUGGUACGUUCAUCAUGUCGUCACAGACAACCCGUACCCUCCUCCCACCAUGUCAGCUCCCUCUGCUCCUGUUCUGACGGCUCACCCCGUCCAUCCCGGAGCGCCACCGCUGCAGCAUUUCUAUCAGCAACAGCCGCCUCCGUACUAUGCACAGUAUCAGCCAUAUCCACCGCCAGUGAUGCAGCCUCAACCAGACCCAGUCCCACCAGCUGAACCGGUCCAGCCAGAAGCCAAAGAACCAGAGGCUCCUGUUCAGCCCGAGAGUCCAGCUGCUGAAGCUCAGCCUGCCGUGCCUCCGGUCCAGGAACCGGAGACUGUCGAGGAAGAAGUGAAGGCUGCCUCCACCAAGACGGCUGCGAAGAAGAAGGAGAAGCCUGCUGAUUCAGAUAAAGAGGCAGCAGCAGGCAAAGAGAGCACAAAGAGAGGGGCCGCUGUUUCAAAGGACAAAACCAAAGCAAAGAAAGAGCCAACAGCAGAUAAAGAGAAAACCAAAAGUCCUGCAGUGGCUAAGAAAGAGCCAGCUGCAAAGGAGAAAACUAAAACUACCACGGCUACUAAGAAAGAGCCAGCUGUGAAAGAGAAAAGCAAAACCGCAGCAGCUGCGAAGAAAGAGCCUGCAGCUGUACGACAGAAGGGGAAAUCAGCCUCUGAAAAGACAGAAGCGUCACCUGCCAAGGGCAAAGCUAAAGCAUCUGCAGCCAAGAAAGAUCCAGAGCCACAUCCGAUCAGACUGAGAACGAGACUGGAAUCCGCGAGCAGGGCGAACGUAACGUCUCAGGCGAAGGAGGACAAACCUGCCAGACCUUCACCUGAGCCAGCCAAGACAAGAUCCAAAUUGUUGGCGGAGAAGAAAGGCAAAGCUGAGAAGGAUGAAAAGAAAUCUGUCAAACAGGCUGAAGAUAAAGAGAAGCAGCCGGCAUCAGCCAAAGAGCCCCAGACUGAAGACAACACUACAGAAAAGAAGAAACCCGGACAGAGAUACUUCCAGUGCAUUUACGUCCCGGGUAAAAAUGCGCAGUACCCCUUACGACCUUUCACCCCGGCCAUGUCCCCCGCCAUGAUGCCCCCUGCACUCAGGUCCAUGCUGGAGCAGCAGAGGGCGGCGAGGACGUCGGGCCAGUAGGACAACCUGAACUCUCACCUCAUGUCUACAUAGCACUUCGUCUCCCAGUCCAGCAGGGAGCGACGUUUUUGAAUCUGUGAUCCGCCUUCAAUUCUGAGGGAAACCGCAGAUAAGAGAAUAAGAGUGGACAGAACUAUUUUGUCUUUAAUUUAUUUCUGUUUCUAUUUGGUUCUUUUUCUUCCUCUCUGUGUGGUCGAGCUCCUGGGGUUCCUGUUCAUAUUUCACGAUUUCCUUUCAGCUGAUGCUUCACCAGGCGUUACUGCUUUGCCGCGCUUGUGUCUGAGAUAUAAUAUGAUCACCAACAUCCACUAUGUGAAGACUCUUAACUCAUCAUGUACAUACUGCACAUAUUUGUAAUUUAGGCUGAAAUAAAAUUAAAUAUUACUUGAA
Messenger RNA from Acanthopagrus latus (yellowfin seabream), 5100 nucleotides. Its product is annotated as probable serine/threonine-protein kinase kinX. NCBI's taxonomy places the organism in Eukaryota, Metazoa, Chordata, Actinopteri, Spariformes, Sparidae. The coding region runs from base 394 to 4710 and encodes 1438 amino acids. Gene Ontology annotation, molecular function: signaling receptor binding. Gene Ontology annotation, cellular component: sarcoplasmic reticulum; membrane. The transcript has 36 exons. The record is from RefSeq and is a predicted model, not a curated record.